AUGCGGUCCGGGCGAUUAGGAAAGUCGGUGGAAGCCAAGCUGGAGAAAGCGCGGGCGCGGGGAGAAAAGGUUCUGCCGUCUCCCCGGGAGAAGCGGGCGCCUGGCCCGGCUGGCCGGCAGGCGGGCGGGCUGGCGAGCGAACCGGCGCGCUGGCUGGCGGGCGGCAGCAGCGGCCCCUCGCCCCCAGCAGACUCCCCACACCCGCUACACGGGAGUCCUCGGCCCCGCCGCCCAGCACGGCGCCCAGCCCGGCGGCCCGGCUUACCUCUGCGAAGCCGCCUGCCCUGGAGAGAGGGAAGCGCGGAGCUCGGUGAGCCGCAGGAGAGGCGGCGGAGCCCCCAGCCCCUGGCACGCACGCCGCCACCGCCACCGCCGCCGCGAGCCGGUCGCGCUCAGAGCCCGCGGCCGCGCCGGUGGCCACCCGACCCCGAGGCGCCUGGGAAAAGCCCGCACCGCGCCGCGCAGCCGCUGCACCGCACAGUGCCACGCCAAGCAGCUCCGGCCUUAGCCGGUGCCCUCCCGCCCGCCCGCCCGCGGUUUCGGCGCCGGACUCCGGGGCGGCGCUCAAGCUGGUGCAGCCACCCCGGAUCGUGUGAAAGCGAAGGGCCGGCUGGGGAACGGAGUCCACGCGGCCCCGCGGGUCCUGCAGCCCUGUGGACCGGCCACGGCUCCCGGGUUGGGGCUGGGGAGUCCUGGCUGUGGGCACCCCUCGCCCAGAGCCCUGGCCGGUGCCCGGCUUCUAAAGCUGUCGGGGGCCAGGGCCGGGGACACCGGCUCUCCCCACCGACCUGCGUGGACUUGCCCAAUAAAUUCCACUUAGUAAUUUCACUGAGGCAAAGGAGAGCCUUGCCAGAUUCUGCGCAGAGUCGCAUGGAGGGCCUAAAGGGCAGUGGUGGCUCUCCUCGAAGUCCUGAGCUGGGGUUGCGUUGGAGGGUUUCUGCUCUGUGGUCAUCCAGAGCAGGAAGCUGGCAAGAUGCGACGCGGAGAAAUGCUACUCUCCCGGACCGUGGGGCUAGGUGCAGCUCAGGAGGCUCGCUGAAAAACCAACAGCCGGCAACAGGAUACGAAGAGCUUGCACCAGAAUUCGUGGAGAUUCCUUCUGCCUUCCUACGAUGCCAGCGCCAAGUGCCCUGCAUUUGCUCUUCUAACAAAGUUCUGUUUGUUGACGGACUAACCGGCUUACAGACACAAAGAUGGGAAGCAAACGGAGAGACUGAUCAAGGCCCUUCCUCGACAUCUGGAGGAAGCUUGGACGAGUGCCUCGGUCGCUAGGGUCUCUCUCUGGCACCCAGGCUGGAGUGCAAUGGCGUGAUCUUGGCUCACUGCAACCUCGCCUCCUGUGCUCAAAUGAUUCUCCCACCUCAGCUUCCAGAGUGGCUGGGACUACAGAUGCGUGCCACCAUGCCCAGCUAAUUUUUUGUAUUUUUGCAUUUUUUGUAUUUUUUUUCUCUUUUUGUAGAGAUGGGGUUUUGUCAUGUUGCCCUGGUCUCGAACUCCUGAGUUCAAGUGAUCUGCCUGGCUCGGCCUCCGAAAGUGCUGGGAUUACAAGCGUGAGCCACCACAUCUGGCCCUAUAUUGUGUUCUUUACUCAUGUAUAUGUUUUAAGAUUUCCAUAAUAAAUCUUUUUUACAACCAUU
Molecule: messenger RNA, 1637 nt
Organism: Callithrix jacchus (white-tufted-ear marmoset)
Lineage: Eukaryota; Metazoa; Chordata; Mammalia; Primates; Cebidae
Source: RefSeq, a predicted model, not a curated record